CCCACAUUUUCUGCGCCUGCGCCUGCGCCUGUACAUCACUCCGCCACGCACGCUUCCCCUCACCACCCGCUCGCGCACACAAAAUGGCCGACGAAGACCUCAACCUGUACGACGAAGUCGAGAUCGAAGACUGCUUCUACGACGAGACGCUGCAGAUCUACCACCACCCAUGUCCCUGCGGCGACCGCUUUGAGAUCUCGAUUUACGACAUGCGGGAUGGCGAGGACAUCGCGCGCUGCCCAAGCUGCUCGCUGAUGAUUAGGAUUAUAUUCGAUCAGUCUGAUCUGCCCAAGGAAAAGGACGAUGCGCCGGGUGAGGCGACCGCUGUGGCCGCAUAGACACGCCCGGGGAUUCAAGAGACCGCAUAGACAAGCCUGGAGAUUCGAGGGAGGCAGGCAUGGCUGGGCUUGGCUGGGCAUGGCUGGGCAUAGUUGAGCAUCUGUGGCGUUGCAUGGACCGGCGUUUGGGAUACCACUGGUGAAGGACGAUCUGCAUUCAGCACAUUUUUAUUUCUUCAAGAACUAUGGAA
Messenger RNA from Macroventuria anomochaeta, 529 nucleotides. RefSeq names its product zf-CSL-domain-containing protein. Gene Ontology annotation, molecular function: metal ion binding. The record is from RefSeq and is a predicted model, not a curated record. The coding region runs from base 84 to 338 and encodes 84 amino acids. NCBI's taxonomy places the organism in Eukaryota, Fungi, Ascomycota, Dothideomycetes, Pleosporales, Didymellaceae. The transcript has 2 exons. Gene Ontology annotation, biological process: protein histidyl modification to diphthamide.